Mauremys reevesii (Reeves's turtle) is the source of this 5326-nucleotide messenger RNA. It is a transcript of the gene LRP5, whose product is annotated as LDL receptor related protein 5. Gene Ontology annotation, biological process: canonical Wnt signaling pathway. Bases 233 to 5071 code for a protein of 1612 amino acids. Gene Ontology annotation, molecular function: Wnt receptor activity; Wnt-protein binding. The transcript is spliced from 23 exons. NCBI's taxonomy places the organism in Eukaryota, Metazoa, Chordata, Testudines, Geoemydidae. The record is from RefSeq and is a predicted model, not a curated record.
CCCUGAGCUGGCGCUCGGCUCCUCCUCGGGCUCCGAGCGCGGCUGGCGGGAGGGAGGAUCCCAGCCCCCUCCCCCGGCGGCGGCCGGGCACAGACUAGCGAGCGAGCGCACGGAGGAGGAGGAGGCUCUGGCGAGCGCCUCCCUCCCGCUCCCAGCCGAGCGCAGCGCCCGGAGCAUGGAGCCUGCCUGAGACACUCCGCGGGCUCCGGCAGCUGCUGCUGCGGCGCACAACAUGGAGGCGGCGGCCUCGCUGCUCCUGCUGGCCGCCGCGGUGCUUCAGUGCCACUUGGGCUCGCUGCGGGCUUCUCCUCUUCUGCUUUUCGCCAAUCGUCGGGAUGUCAGACUGGUGGAUGCUGGAGGAGUGAAGCCAGAGUCCACUAUAGUGGUCAGCGGCUUAGAAGAUGCCGCGGCGGUUGACUUUCAGUACUCACAAGGCAUCAUUUACUGGACAGACGUGAGCGAAGAAGCCAUCAAGCAAACGUACUUGAACCAAACUGGGAAUGUAGUGCAGAAUGUCAUUAUUUCUGGUCUGGUUUCUCCGGAUGGCCUGGCAUGUGAUUGGAUUGGGAAAAAGCUGUACUGGACGGACUCAGAAACCAAUAGGAUAGAAGUUGCUAAUCUCAAUGGAACAUCUAGAAAAGUCCUCUUCUGGCAAGACCUUGACCAGCCAAGGGCAAUUGCCUUGGAUCCAGCACAUGGGUAUAUGUAUUGGACGGACUGGGGAGAAACACCCAGAAUAGAACGAGCAGGAAUGGAUAGCAGCACUCGAAAAAUAAUUGUUAAUUCAGACAUUUAUUGGCCUAAUGGACUCACGAUAGAUCUUGAUGAGCAGAAGUUGUACUGGGCUGAUGCAAAGCUGAGUUUCAUUCAUAGAGCAAAUCUGGAUGGUUCCUUUAGGCAAAAGGUUGUGGAAGGGAGUCUCACUCACCCAUUUGCGCUGACAUUGUCUGGAGAGACGUUGUAUUGGACAGACUGGCAGACUCGCUCCAUUCAUGCCUGUGACAAAAGGACCGGAGAGAAAAAGAGAGAAAUACUGAAUGCACUUUACUCACCGAUGGACAUCCAAGUCUUGAGUCCAGAGCGGCAGCCAUACUUUCAUACUCCCUGCGAAGAAAACAAUGGAGGCUGCUCUCACCUCUGCCUGCUAUCCCCGAGAGACCCCUUCUUCACCUGUGCCUGUCCCACUGGAGUGCAGCUGGAAGAUGAUGGCAAGACCUGUAAAGCAGGUGCCGAGGAAGUCUUGCUGCUCGCUAGAAGGACAGAUUUGCGAAGAAUCUCCUUGGACAUGCCAGACUUCACUGACAUUAUUCUGCAGAUAGACAAUAUCAGGCAUGCGAUUGCAAUAGACUAUGAUCCUGUUGAGGGCUACAUAUACUGGACCGAUGACGAUGUCCGGGCUAUUCGUCGGGCUUACCUUGAUGGUUCUGGAGCACAGACCCUAGUGACCACGGAAAUUAAUCAUCCUGAUGGCAUAGCAGUAGACUGGGUGGCAAGGAACCUGUACUGGACUGACACAGGAACAGAUCGCAUUGAAGUAACCCGAUUGAAUGGGACAUCCAGAAAGAUCCUUAUAUCGGAAAAUCUAGAUGAACCUAGAGCGAUAGUGCUAAAUCCUGUGAUGGGCUACAUGUAUUGGACGGACUGGGGUGAAAAUCCAAAGAUUGAAUGUGCUUAUCUGGAUGGCUCAGAGAGGAGGGUCCUAGUGAACAGUUCUCUAGGUUGGCCUAAUGGCUUGGCACUGGAUCUUGAAGAAGACAAACUUUACUGGGGAGAUGCAAAGACAGACAAAAUUGAAGUAAUAAAUGUUGACGGAACAAUGAGAAGAACUCUACUAGAAGAUAAGCUUCCUCAUAUAUUUGGGUUUACUUUGCUGGGGGACUACAUCUACUGGACAGACUGGCAGAGACGAAGUAUUGAAAGAGUUCACAAAAUAAGAGCAAGCAGGGAUAUCAUCAUAGAUCAGUUGCCAGACCUAAUGGGCCUCAAAGCAGCAAGUGUGACCAAAGUGUUUGGAACCAAUCCUUGUGCUGAGAAUAAUGGAGGCUGCAGCCAUCUGUGUUUCUUCACACCUCUGGAGACCAGAUGUGCUUGUCCCAUAGGACUGGAGUUGCUGAGCGACAUGAAGACCUGCAUCAUUCCUGAAGCCUUCCUUGUUUUCACCAGCAGAGCAGCAAUUCAUAGGAUUUCCCUUGAAACCAACAAUAAUGAUGUAGCUAUUCCUCUUACUGGUGUCAAAGAGGCAUCUGCUCUGGAUUUUGAUGUGUCUGAUAAUAGAAUCUAUUGGACUGAUAUUAGCUUAAAGACCAUAAGCCGGGCAUUCAUGAAUGGGAGCUCUGUUGAACAUGUGAUUGAGUUUGGGUUAGACUACCCUGAGGGAAUGGCAGUAGACUGGAUGGGAAAGAACCUUUACUGGGCAGAUACUGGAACCAAUCGAAUUGAAGUAGCGCGCCUGGAUGGACAGUAUAGACAGGUUCUUGUGUGGAAGGAUUUGGAUAACCCAAGGUCUUUGGCUCUUGAUCCUACUAAAGGUUAUAUGUACUGGACAGAGUGGGGAGGUAAACCAAGGAUCGUUCGAGCAUAUAUGGAUGGGACAAACGGCAUCACUUUGGUUGAUAAAGUGGGACGUGCCAAUGAUUUAACUAUUGACUAUGCAGACCAAAGACUAUAUUGGACUGACCUAGACACAAGUAUGAUUGAGUCAUCAAACAUGCUAGGUCAAGAAAGGGAAAUAAUAGCAGAUGAUCUACCUCAUCCAUUUGGACUAACACAGUACAGUGAUUAUAUCUACUGGACAGACUGGAACCUUCACAGUAUAGAAAGAGCAGACAAGACCAAUGGGAAGAACCGGACACUAAUUCAAGGACAUCUGGAUUUUGUGAUGGACAUAUUGGUCUUUCACUCUUCACGCCAGGAUGGCUUGAAUGACUGCAUGCAAAACAAUGGGCACUGUGGACAAUUGUGCCUUGCCAUACCAAAUGGGUAUAGAUGUGGGUGUGCCUCUCACUAUACCUUGGAUCCCAACAGCAGGAACUGCAGUUCACCCACCAGCUUCCUGCUGUUUAGCCAGAAGUCUGCAAUCAGUCGGAUGAUACCAGAUGACCAGCAAAGUCCAGAUAUCAUCCUUCCUGUGCAUGGUCUAAGAAAUGUCAAGGCCAUUGAUUAUGAUCCCUUAGAUAAACUGAUUUAUUGGGUGGAUGGACGUCAGAACAUUAUUAAAAGAGCCAAAGAUGAUGGUACCCAGCCUUUCACUGUCAUGAGCACUCCAAACCAAAGCCAAAAUCCAGAGAAACAGCCGCAUGACCUGAGUAUUGAUAUUUACAGCCAUACCUUGUACUGGACCUGUGAGGCCACAAAUUCAAUCAGUGUUCACAGACUUAAUGGAGAACCAAUUGGAACAGUGUUGAAAGGCGAUCAUGACAAGCCAAGAGCCAUAGUAGUCAAUGCAGAGCGAGGGUACAUGUACUUCACAAACAUGCAAGAGCGAGCCCCGAAGAUAGAGCGCGCAGCCCUGGACGGCACGGAACGAGAAGUGCUCUUUAGUACCGGGCUGAUCCGACCUGUUGCACUGGUAAUUGACAACAAGCUUGGGAAACUCUUCUGGGUGGACGCAGAUCUCAAACGCAUUGAAAGCUGUGAUUUGUCAGGAGCUAACCGUGUGACACUGGAGGACUCCAACAUCCUGCAGCCAAUGGGACUGACUGUGUUGGGGAAUCACUUGUACUGGAUUGACCGUCAGCAGCAGAUGAUUGAGAGAGUUGAGAAAACCAGUGGAUACAAGAGGACUAGAAUCCAAGGCCGAAUUGCUCACUUGACAGGCAUUCAUGCAGUGGAAGAAGUUGAUAUGGAUGAAUUUUCUGCACAUCCAUGUUCCCGUGACAAUGGUGGCUGUUCACACAUCUGCAUUGCAAAAGGAGAUGGAACCCCAAGAUGCUCAUGCCCAGAUCAUCUUGUACUUUUACAGAACCUCUUAACAUGUGGAGAACCUCCAACUUGUUCCCCAGAUCAGUUUACCUGUGCGACUGGGGAGAUAGACUGUAUCCCAAUGGCAUGGCGAUGUGAUGGAUUUCCAGAAUGUGAUGACCAGAGUGAUGAAGAUAGCUGUCCUAUAUGCUCAGCAGCCCAGUUUCAGUGUGAGAAAGGACAAUGUAUUGAUGCCCGGUUGCGGUGUAAUGGAGAAAUUGACUGCCAAGAUAAAUCCGACGAAGCAGACUGCAAUACAAUCUGUCUCCCAAAUCAGUUUCGAUGUGCUAGUGGCCAGUGCAUCCUCAUAAAACAGCAAUGUGAUUCCUUUCCAGAUUGCAUCGAUGGUUCCGAUGAACUCAUGUGUGAAAAAAACACAUCCUCAGAUGAACCUCAACCCCACGUUAGUGCUAUUGGACCUGUCAUUGGUAUCAUACUGUCCCUUUUGGUCAUGGGAGGAAUGUAUUUUGUUUGCCAGCGAGUGGUAUGUCAGCGCUAUGCUGGACCCAAUGGACCUUUUCCGCAUGAAUAUGUCAGCGGAACCCCUCAUGUCCCUCUUAAUUUUAUAGCUCCAGGGAGUUCUCAGCAUGGCACUUUUACUGGUAAGGAUGGCAUCUCUUGUGGAAAGUCUAUGAUUAGCUCCAUGAGCCUCAUGGGAGGAAGUAGCGGUGCCCCUCUGUAUGACAGAAACCAUGUUACUGGAGCCUCUUCUAGUAGUUCAUCUAGCACUAAAGCCACUUUCUACCCACAGAUUUUGAACCCCCCUCCUUCCCCAGCCACUGAUCGCUCCUUAUAUAACACAGAGAUGUUCUAUUCCUCAAACAUUCCUUCAACAACAAGAUCUUACAGACCCUACCUGAUACGAGGGAUAGCUCCGCCCACGACACCAUGCAGCACCGAUGUGUGCGACAGCGACUACACCACAAGCCGGUGGAAGGCCAACAAAUACUACAUAGAUCUAAAUUCAGACUCAGACCCUUAUCCCCCUCCCCCCACGCCUCGCAGCCAGUAUAUGUCGGCAGAAGAAAGCUGCCCUCCAUCUCCUGCCACAGAGCGAAGCUACUUUCACCUCUACCCCCCUCCACCGUCUCCUUGUACAGAUUCCUCAUGACCUUAAUAGAAGGAACUUGUCUUUUACUGUAAAUAUUUUUAAAUAUGAACAAAGAUUAAAAUAUAUUUUAUGAUUUUAAAAAUAAAUAGGGGUGGGAAUUUAAAAAAAGAAAAUGUGAAUAAAAAUGGAUGGGGUGGGGCUGUGAAAAUGUGUACAGUGGAAGAAUAUUUAUAAAUUUGAUUUUUUAAUUUAAUUUCCAUGCUUUUGUGCCAUAAUUGCCUUUUUUUAAUUGAAGUCAGGAAACUGACUAGACCU